GUCGCCGUGGGCAUUUCCUACCUCGCCGCCAGUGGGUCCAGUGUGGAUAUCUGCGUUGUUGUUGUUGGGAUGGGCCGUCAAUGUUGUUGAUCUGGUCUGCAGGCUUCUCGACCGGCAUUUAAGUUGUAGCCAUGGCAGAAAUUAUCCAAAAAUUGACAUGGCCCGACGACGAGCAUUUAAAGACAGGAGUGGAUUUCUCAGCACCAUCUGAUAAAGUUGUAGAUGGUUGGCUGAUGAUGUCUAAUGGAACCCCAGUCACCCUCAUUUUAGCGGGCUACCUCUACUUUAUUUUUUAUUUGGGGCCUAAGCUGAUGGAAGGUCGAAAACCAUUCAAUCUAAAAUAUGUUAUGAUAGUCUACAAUUUAUGCAAUGUCGUUUUUUCGAGUUGGCUAUGUUGGCAGCUUCUUGGUGAUCCAGAUGCCAUGUCCUAUAUAUACCAAUAUCAGUGUGCUCCGAAAAGUAGGCACACUAAUCAUCUUGUCUAUAAAAUGAAUUCAAAUUCCUGGUUUUAUUUUGUUUCAAAAAUGUUUGAAUUACUUGACACAGUAUUCUUUGUCCUAAGGAAAAAACAAAAUCAAAUUACUGUUCUGCAUGUGUAUCAUCAUGCUAACAUGGUUGUUUCAACUUGGGCAUAUCUAAAGUAUAUAAGAGGGGAACAAGGUUUAUUGAUAGGCUUCAUAAAUAGUUUUGUUCAUAUCGUUAUGUAUUCCUACUACUUAUUAGCUGCGUUUGGACCUCGUGUACAGAAGUAUUUAUGGUGGAAAAAAUACAUCACCAAGAUUCAGCUGGGCCAGUUUAUUAUUGUACUAAGCUAUUGUGCCUACCUGUUGAUAAAGAACUGCCAAUUUCCAAAAGGUCUGACUUACUAUGCUGUUUUCCAAGCAACUGUGUUCCUUAUUCUCUUUAUGAAUUUCUACAGAAAAGCUUACAUCCAGAAUAAAUUAAAUAAAGAAAUAAAUAAAACCAAGUCAUCUUAAAUAUAAAAAUUUUAGGCUAAUGUUAAUUUUGUACAGUAUGUACUUAUUGUGUAAAUAUUUAUCAAAAUGUUGCUAAUGAUAGUUCUCUUUAGAGAACCUGCAUUUACUGUAUUUCUUAUAAAUAUAUAUUUAGAUGAAUAUUUUCAGAAAUAGAAUAUAGCAAUUAUACUCUGGUUCACAGGACUAUUGAUAUAUGUUACUCAUAUAUUAAGAAGUCGGAUAACUGAUAUGACUAUGAUAAAUGAAUAGAGAUUUUAAGCACUGUAAAAAUCCUUUGAAAAAAGUUUACAUGUUUUUGCUAAAAUAAUCAUAAGGAAAAAUGACUUGUUUGGUACAAACAUGUUAAAAUAAACUUAUUUUAUUUGUGAAAUAGUGAACUACAGGGUAAUCAAUGAAACCAAAAAAAUUAAUAAGUAGGAUAAAUAUAACUUCAAUGUGAUGACAAAAUGAGAUAUGGGCUAAUUGGAAUGAAUGUGCUCUGAGUACACAAACCAUUGAAAAUUGUUGUAAAAUGAUAGUGGUUGAAAUCUGAAGAACUGUAGAUUUAUCUUUAAAAUUGCUUUGACAGAUUGACUUGGAUGUGCUGAAAAUUUAUUUUUUAAUAAAAUAACAUUCUGGGAAGGUUUCGGUAUAAACAAAAAAAUAAUAUUUUUGUUCAGUGAUGAUUAAAAUAUAAGACAAAAACUCAAAUUUUAUUCCUUGGAAGUACAAAAAAAAAUCAACUUCUCAAAACAAUGGAUUAAACUACUCUCAUUCUAACUGGUCCAAAUGUGAACAUUGCUAAUAUAAUAAAUGGAGCUAAGUAAUCUCAGCUGUGCUACUGUAUCUUGUGAUUUCAUGUAUAUAUUAUGUGUAAAAUUGUUGUGUUUAUUGUGGAAGGCCGUUAUUCUCCAAUAUUUACAUCACAAUAUUUGAUAGUUGUGAUAUUGAUGUAAAUUUCUGAGUUUUGAUAAUGAAACGAACUGUUUUUACAAAAAUUAUGUCUGAAAAUUAAAAAAUGUUUUUUUUUAUGUAAAUAUUUUCAAUAAAAUCGUUCAUUUGUAA
Nezara viridula (southern green stink bug) is the source of this 2021-nucleotide messenger RNA. The record is from the annotation of a GenBank genome assembly. Lineage: Eukaryota; Metazoa; Arthropoda; Insecta; Hemiptera; Pentatomidae.